AUGAAUAAACCAUUACGAAAAAGACACCCUUUAAUUAGAAUUGCUAAUAACGCUUUAGUAGAUUUACCAGCUCCAUCAAAUAUUUCAGCUUGAUGAAAUUUUGGAUCAUUACUUGGACUUUGCUUAGUAAUCCAAAUUCUUACAGGCUUAUUUUUAGCUAUACAUUAUACAGCAGACAUUGAAACAGCUUUUGAUAGUGUUAAUCAUAUUUACCGAGAUGUUAAUAAUGGAUGAUUUUUACGAAUUUGUCAUGCUAACGGAGCAUCAUUUUUUUUUGCUUGUUUAUUCACACAUGUAGGACGAGGAGUUUAUUAUAACUCUUAUUUAUAUGUUCCAACAUGAAUAAUUGGAGUAAUUAUUUUAUUUAUAGUAAUAGCAACAGGAUUUUUAGGUUAUGUUCUUCCAUGAGGACAAAUGUCAUUUUGAGGAGCAACAGUAAUUACAAAUUUAUUAUCUGCAAUUCCUUAUUUAGGAACCGACUUAGUACAAUGGAUUUGAGGAGGAUUUGCGGUAGACAAUGCAACAUUAACUCGAUUUUUUACAUUUCACUUUGUUCUACCAUUUAUUAUUGCUGCUUUAACAAUAAUUCACUUGUUAUUUUUACAUCAAACAGGAUCUAAUAACCCAUUAGGAUUAAAUAGAAAUGUUGAUAAAAUUCCUUUCCACCCAUAUUUUAUUUAUAAGGAUGUUAUAGGAUUUAUUAUUUUUAUUUGAAUUUUAAUCGGAUUUAUUUGAAAAUUUAAUUAUUUAUUAAUAGACCCUGAAAAUUUCAUUCCUGCUAAUCCUUUAGUUACUCCUGUUCAUAUUCAACCAGAAUGAUAUUUUUUAUUUGCUUAUGCUAUUCUUCGAUCAAUUCCUAAUAAAUUAGGGGGAGUAAUCGCUUUAGUUUUAUCUAUUGCAAUUUUAAUAAUUCUUCCUUUUACUCAUACAAGUAAAUUCCGAGGGUUACAAUUUUAUCCUUUAAAUCAAAUUUUAUUUUGAAAUAUAGUAAUUAUUGCAUCAUUAUUAACAUGAAUCGGAGCUCGACCAGUAGAAGAUCCUUAUGUGUUAACAGGUCAAAUUUUAACUGUUUUAUACUUUUCUUAUUUUUUAAUUAAUCCUUUAUUAUCUAAAUAUUGAGAUAAAUUAUUAAAUU
Culex pipiens pallens (northern house mosquito) is the source of this 1135-nucleotide messenger RNA. The record is from the annotation of a RefSeq genome assembly. Lineage: Eukaryota; Metazoa; Arthropoda; Insecta; Diptera; Culicidae.